Corylus avellana is the source of this 639-nucleotide messenger RNA. Lineage: Eukaryota; Viridiplantae; Streptophyta; Magnoliopsida; Fagales; Betulaceae. The record is from RefSeq and is a predicted model, not a curated record.
AUGGAACUCCUCUCUCAUAGUGGGUUUGAGUGGGAUGAGAGAUAUAAGAUGGUUAUCGCGAAUGACUCUGAUUGGAAUGAAUAUAUCAAGAGACAUCCAGAUGCAAGGCAAUUGCAAGCCAGGUCUAUUGAGAAUUGGGAUGAGUUACGGAUGAUCAUUGGCAAUGAGCAGCCAGGUGGAUAUUGGUCUGAAGUUGGUGCCAAACUUGACAGCAAUCCUACUCUCAACGAGGAAGAGGAUGUUGAAACCCCCGUAGAGAUGUUUGCUAAUGAAGAAAUGUGGCAUGAUAAUGCUAGUGAUGGCAUGCAAGGAUCAUCACAGCAGACGAGGGCUAGGCCUUCUUCAUCGUCACAUUCCAAACAACCAUUGAAGAGGAGACGUUCAAGUGAUAUCUUGUUAGAAAUGGUGAGUGCCAUGGCUGCAGAUAUUGGUAGGAUAGCGGAUGCAUUGACGGAAUAUAAGAAGAGUGUGUGCUUGGAUGAACUCUUUGAAAUGGUGCAGACCAUUCCUGACUUUGAUGAUGAUCUUAUCAUUGAGGCAUGUGAAUAUCUUUCUUUUGACGAGAGGAGGGCGAUGAUGUUCAUGAAAUUAAAUGAGAGAUUGAGAAGAAAGUGGGUGUUAAAACGUUUGCGUGGUUAG